AUGGGCGAUAAGCCAAACUCCAUGCCUAAUAGUGAUGGAGUUUCGUUAAAUAUUUCAAUAGUGAAGCAGUCCAGCGCAUCGAUAGAAUUUUAUGAUCGAAAAGCAGUUUGCUGGAUGGAAAUGGAAUGGAAAGAGCGAAACGAAAAAAAAGGAAUCCGGAAGCAUCACGGAAAACGAAUCGAGGACUUUCGAAGAGUUGAUAGUUUCGGAUUUCGCUCAUUCAACGUUGAAUGCGACAAGACAUGGUUUAGAAAGGCUCGAGAUAAAAGAAAGCCAUAUUUCCGCUAUUAG
Molecule: messenger RNA, 291 nt
Organism: Thelazia callipaeda (thelaziosis nematode)
Lineage: Eukaryota; Metazoa; Nematoda; Chromadorea; Rhabditida; Thelaziidae
Source: the annotation of a GenBank genome assembly